Messenger RNA from Naegleria lovaniensis, 642 nucleotides. RefSeq lists its product as uncharacterized. The transcript has a single exon. NCBI's taxonomy places the organism in Eukaryota, Heterolobosea, Eutetramitea, Acrasida, Naegleriidae. The record is from RefSeq and is a predicted model, not a curated record. Gene Ontology annotation, cellular component: nucleosome. The coding region runs from base 1 to 642 and encodes 213 amino acids. Gene Ontology annotation, molecular function: structural constituent of chromatin; DNA binding; protein heterodimerization activity.
AUGUCUCAAAAACAAAAAGAACGAAAAGAACAGCCUCAAAUAGAGGGAAAUGCUUAUUUGCAGGAACGAUCUAUGCAGCAAGGGUUAGAUUGGAGCUUGGAUCCAAUGGAUUCUAUUGAUGAGCUUUUCAGAGAUUUCGAGAGAGGAACCAAUAAGGAGUGCAGCAGUGCUUCAACCGUUGAUCCUGAGCCUAACAAACAUUUUAAUCAAUUUAGCACAAAAGCUCCAAGGAAGGCUUUGAAGGCUCCGAGAAAAGCGAUAAAAGUUCCUCAAACCUCCCCUCCAAAGACUAAAAAGCCUAGAAGGUGGAAAAAGGGUACUGUUGCUUUGAGAGAAAUUAAAAAGUAUCAACGAAGUACUGAACUAUUAAUUCCAAAGGCAAAUUUUGUGAGAAUAGUUCGAGAUAUAGCAAAUAGAGGUAGAGAGGAUAGUCCCUUUCGCUUCUCGGCUGAUGCAUUGUUAGCUUUGCAAGAAGUAGCAGAGCAUUAUCUGGUCAACUUGUUCGAAAAUGCGUAUCUUUGUUGUAAGUAUUAUCGUUGUCAUCUUGAAAACUCUAUCAACCUACAAGCACUCCACGCGGGACGAGUAACUCUAAUGACAAAGGACAUUGAAUUGAUAAAAAGAAUUAUGGAAUUGAAUUGA